AGUAUUUGGAAGAAAUUUUCUUUGUACAUAAAAGAAACACAGCAACCAGGAAUAAUUAUCUCUGCCAGCAACAAUAACAAAAUCCGUGGUUUAGAUUUCUGCAAUUUUAAAGAGGUCACAUUUAAAAUAGUUGAUAUAAAACACAAAAAAAUUUAAAUUAUAGCUUUUUUGCAAAGUAAAACACAUUUUCUGUUCAAAUAAUAGCAGCAUAACAAAUACUCACGAACCAAAAAGUCAUGGCCAAUAAUUACUUGCAGCCAGUGAAUAAUCACUUCGACUUGAAUACAGGCGAUCUAGAAGAUGUAGAUGAUGAUAUUUUUUUAAAUAACUCUCGCUCCAAUAGCACUAUAUCGGGUCUUGAUAGUGGAAUGGAGGGUGCUGUUGGUGGUCGUAGCACCAAUCCAUUUGAUGACCCUCAACAAAUUUAUGCAGAAAGACGUAGAGAAAUUGAGUCUCGUUCAUUGGAGUCUACACAGCGCAGCUUAGGUUUGUUAUAUGAAACGGAAGAUGUCGGCAAAGCUACAGCAGCUGAGUUGGCAAAACAACGAGAACAAUUAGAAAACACCUCGCGACAGUUAGACGAAAUCAAUUCGACAUUGCGCUUUAGUCAACGUCACUUGAACGGCUUGAAAAGCGUAUUUGGAGGUCUUAAAAAUUAUUUAUCCGGUAAUCGUGAUGUACCUUUAACCCGUACACCGAGUACACAAAGUGGUGUCAAUCAAUUUGGGCAAAACCAGGAACCAAGAGAAACUACUGCUAAUAUUAGCAAAUCACCACCGCCUAUGUCGCCAACGGAACGUUAUAACGAUCAUCCCAUAAGUCGCAUUAGGGAUGACUCCACAGCAAUUAAGCAACGUGAACAAAUACAAGCCCAACGAAGCAAUAAUCCAUUCCAAACGCAAUUAGAAUCGAAUUUGGAUGAAAUGUGUGAUAAUUUGUCACGUUUGAAAUUUCUUGCCACCGAUCUAGGAAGUGAAAUCGAAUCGCAAAAUGAAUUAUUGGACAAUAUGAAUUAUAAAAUCGAAGAUGUGGACUUGAAGAUGAAUAAACAAAAUAAGGAAAUUAACAAGUUGUUGGGCAAAAAGUGAACAUAACUCUGUAAAAUGCAAAGAUAGAGAUAUGGACGCAAAACUACAAGUGCAGUAGCAUCCCUAUGCGAAUAUUUGUACAUUUAUGUUUAACAAUUAGUAAAUUCAUAUAUUUGGGUAGUCUUUAAAACUCGCGCAUAAAUAUUAGUCUUGUAUGCAUACAUUCAUGUAAAGUAUUCAAAUUUCAGUAUAAUAGAUAUUUUAUAAUGAAAGUGUGUACCUUUUUCAAUUUUUCUUUCCCGUUAUGAAAUAAAAAUAUUUUGUACUUGGAAAA
Messenger RNA from Bactrocera tryoni, 1362 nucleotides. It is a transcript of the gene Snap29, whose product is annotated as synaptosomal-associated protein 29. Gene Ontology annotation, cellular component: SNARE complex; plasma membrane. The record is from RefSeq and is a predicted model, not a curated record. NCBI's taxonomy places the organism in Eukaryota, Metazoa, Arthropoda, Insecta, Diptera, Tephritidae. The transcript has 2 exons. Gene Ontology annotation, biological process: synaptic vesicle fusion to presynaptic active zone membrane; synaptic vesicle priming; exocytosis. Gene Ontology annotation, molecular function: syntaxin binding; SNAP receptor activity. The coding region runs from base 237 to 1088 and encodes 283 amino acids.